CAAUCCCCCCAUAUGAUCAUCAAACUCCAAACCUUCUCUUUAGAGCUUAACUUCGAUUUUUGUUCAAUUACAAUGGCGACUCUCUCUUCCACCUUAGCCCUCUACUUCUCCUUCACACUCCUCUGCUUCAACCUUAUCGCAGCCUCUUUUUCCCCCAUCGAUCACUACCUCAUAAACUGCGGGUCCCAUGAACCUAAAACCGUUGACUCCGACCACCGCCACUUCACCGGCGACUCAACGAUGUCGUUUCUUGCCUCCACUGAAACGAUUUCAUUCACUGACGCAAACCCAAGUUCUAAGUCUUCUCCAAUUUACCACACCGCUCGUGUUUUCACGCGCCCCUCUAAGUACAAGUUCCUUAUCAAGAACCCUGGUACUCACUUGGUACGUCUCCAUUUCCGGCGAUUAAUUAGCAGUGGUCUUGAUUUUAGUAAUGCUAAAUUUCAUGUCUUGGCAAACGGGUUUGUGUUAUUUAACAGUUUAAGUAUGGAAAUGGGUCAGGAUCUUGAGAUAAUAAAGGAUUAUGUGAUUGGGGUAGAUUCAGAUGUGCUUGUUAUCAGCUUUGUGCCCAUGGAUAAGUCAAAAUUUGCAUUUGUAAAUGGGAUUGAGGUUAUUUCUGCUCCUAAUGAUUUGAUUGCUGAUGUGGCUCAGUAUGUAAGUUUUGAUAAAAAUGAGCAAAUUCAUGGACUAUUGAAGAAUGGGUUUGAAACUAUGCAAAGGGUUAAUGUUGGUGGUUGGAAAGUUACUCCUUUUAAUGAUUCAUUGUGGAGAACUUGGAUUGCUGAUGAUGAAUAUCUCAAGUCUAAUGACGGGUCAUCAAAGGUUCACUUUGGUGGCCGUAUAAAUUAUCAAGAUGGUGGGGCAAGUAGAGAGGUUGGUCCUGAUAAUGUUUAUAAUUCUGCUCGAGUUAUUAGGAGUUCGGGUGAUUCAGUCUCCAAGUUGAAUAUGACAUGGACAUUUCCGGUGAUUGGAGGGUACAAGUACUUGGUUAGGAUGCACUUCUGUGAUAUAGCUAGUGUUGCGCGUGGGAUGCUAUUUUUUAAUGUGUAUGUGAAUGACAAUUUGGCCUACGAAAACUUGGAUCUUACGUCAGUUACGAAUGGGAUGCUGGCUUCUCCUUUCUAUGCUGAUGUUGUAGUUGAUGGAGAUAGUUCUGGUGUUUUGACAUUGAGCGUUGGGCCAUCGAAUAUGAGUCUGCCACGUGCUGUAGAUGCCAUUCUGAAUGGGGUUGAGAUCAUGAAGAUUAAUAAUUCUGUGGGUAGUUUUGAUGGUGAGAUUUGUGCUCAUUCUGUCUUGAAGAGUUGGAAGAAGGGAAGUGGUAGCUUUUAUCCUAUGCUAGCUGCUGUCUUCUUGCUUCUGAUAGCAUUUGUGAUUAUGCAUCGGAGAAAAGCUGGGGCUACUGACUCUGGGACCUGGUGGAGGUUACCCACCGAGAUUCCUGAAGUUAAUAUGAAUUACAGCAACCAACUGUCAUCUAAUAAGCUGUGAUGAUUCUGAAAUAAGAUUAAGAAGAUAUCUUAAUUUUCACUACUUUGAAACCUUUAGGGUUGCCUUUAGCACGGAGUUCAGUUGUCUUGUACUGUAAGUAUUUAUAUUUAUGUAAUUAAAAGCAAAAUUACUGUUUUAACAGAAUUUGUUUUUGAUUUUCCACUAUUUGAUGUUUUCUGUGUGCAUCUAUAUCUUAUGUUUUAUGAUUUAACAUUCAGAAAGUGAAGAUUCUGAGGCUAUUAUCUUUGUAAACUUGUUGGCAAAUUCAUAUUCAAUUUAUUGGUAUUGUACUAUUGUAUGCUUCGAAA
This is a messenger RNA of Nicotiana tabacum (common tobacco), 1796 nucleotides long. The record is from RefSeq and is a predicted model, not a curated record. NCBI's taxonomy places the organism in Eukaryota, Viridiplantae, Streptophyta, Magnoliopsida, Solanales, Solanaceae.